This is a messenger RNA of Abrus precatorius (Indian licorice), 1411 nucleotides long. RefSeq lists its product as uncharacterized. The record is from RefSeq and is a predicted model, not a curated record. Bases 187 to 1179 code for a protein of 330 amino acids. The transcript is spliced from 9 exons. NCBI's taxonomy places the organism in Eukaryota, Viridiplantae, Streptophyta, Magnoliopsida, Fabales, Fabaceae.
GUACUAGGAUUAUGGAAUAACGACUUACGAUAAUACAUACUAGAGAACCUGCAAUCUGGCCCCCAUUAUAAUUUGCAACUAAGUAAUCCAUCCAAUUCCAUAGUUUCAACGUCGUCAAUGCCACCACAUUUUGUUGCCAACCUUCUCCACUCUCUACUCUAGGGUUCCUUUGUGUUCUUCACAACAAUGGCCAAGAAGAGGACCGCAACUGAGAAGAACAAGAAGAAGACCCUCAUCAUAAUUCCCAUACCAAAACAUUCUCAACAACCAAGAAGCUCACCUCCCAAACGCCGCACUGAUUUCUCUGUGUUCACGCGCACACCCUCCUUCUCCAUCCCUGAUUCUGGUUCCUCACCAGGUUCGUCUUCUGGUGAAAUGAGGUUGUCCAAUGUCACUGUGAGCAGUUUGCAAGAGAGGAGAAAGGCAGUGAAACAGUAUUCUGAAGAUAUGCUGGCGCGAUGCAGCAAUUACCAACAGAGUAGACCAGUAUGUUCAUCUGAGUCUUUUGAUGUUCCUCUUGUGGAAGUUGAUCCAGCUGUCCAUGAUGAAGGUUUUGACCUUGGUGGCUAUAGGGAUGUUUGUAAUGAAAAAAUUGAUAUUUCCAAGAUGUCAGAAUCUACUCCUCAUGAAUCAUCCGUCAGUGAUAGCAGUUCUCUUGCUGUAACUCCUGGAAGUGUUGUAUGGGCAAGGACAUCUUGUCAAAUAUGGUGGCCUGCUGAGGUCUUGGAAGAAAGAUCUGCAUUAUCUGACCAUGGCAGUGAUGGACAUGUUUUAGUGCAAUUUUAUGGAAAUCAUUCCAGUGUUUGGAUUGAUCCAGUGACUGAUAUUUCAACUUUUGAGAAUUCUUUCGAAGAAAGGAGCAAUAACCCUUCAGAAGAUUUUCAACUGGCACUAAAGCAAGCCUUGCAGAGGAAGGCACAACUUAGUUCUUGCCAAAAGUUGAGUCCUGAUAGGUCUGCUCACUCUGAUCAGCAAGAACGUUCAUCUGGUAAAUGCACUUCAACUAGUACAAGCAGAACAAUUGAUGAUUUUCAAGAUAGACGAAGAGGAAAGAGGGAACGUAAACCCAAAGUUCAUUUUGAUGAGGUUACAUAUCCAAUGAAAUCAGAAAGAAAGGUUCGUCGGUUAAAGAUAAUGCGGUAUCUUGGCCUUGCAGCUCCAGUUGGUUCUCCCUAUUGAGUUUUGACCAUGAUUACAAGCAAUGUAUAUUUCAAAUGAUUUCGGCCUAACAGCUGCACUUGGUCCCCCCUUUUUUUAACCAUAAUAAUCAUGAAUUAUGCAUAUGUCUAAAAUUUGUUUCCACUUCUUGACAUUAGCUCUGUAAAACUUUUUAGCAUUAUACAGUCUCAUUUAUUUCAUAAUUAUCUGUAAAAACCGUAUGACAAUUUGAAUGAAUGUUAGAAUAGUUCUC